CGAGGCGUUUUCCAGAAAAGAAACAGCAUUCUCUAUCAUAGAAGAUACAAUUUCAGCCUGUAAGCUCGAAUUCUACCGAUCAUCUCAUCGACCCAAAAUGGACCCCAUCAUCGAUCAAAUUCAAGCUUUGGCCCACACGUCUGACGAGGUUGGUCGUCUGGAAAUUCAAAGGGCUUUACGUGAGGUUCAAAUGGAGAUGCAAACCUCCAAGGACCUCAUUUACAAUCUAGCGAACUCGCAACUCCUCCUUGCAUGUAUUCGCCUUGGGGCUGACUUGAAGCUGUUUCGCAUCAUCGCUAGCCAAAAUGGAUCUGUGGCUGUCUCCCAGCUAGCCAAAACUACAAAAGCAUCUCCCUUACUACUGGAGAGACUGCUCCGGUAUCUGGCCUCGAACAGCAUGAUCAAAGAAAUUGGUCUUAAUGAAUACCAGGCAAACAAAAACACUCACAUCCUUGCUGAGGAAAAGGGAGAAGCCAUGGUGUAUCACGGAUUUGAUUUCCACGCGCCGAUCGUCAGUGCAAUGCCUGACUUUUUCAAAGAGAACGACUAUCAAGACAUUGAGAGUAAUACAAAUACGCCUUUCCAAAAGGCUUACAAUACUACACUCAGUCCCUUCGAAUGGUUUGUCCAGCACCCAAAGCAUUUCGAGUCUUUGCAGAAGGUCAUGACUGCCCUUGAGGGUGCGGAGUGGACGGUCGGAUUCGACCUCUUAGAUUUGGCGGCCAAACAUGUCCCUUUCACCUCCCCUCAGGCUUCCGAAAAGCCCUUCUUUGUGGAUGUAGGAGGUGGCCAUGGACAUCAGUGCAUUCAGCUUGGCAAGAAAUACCCAAACCUUUUAGGACGUCUUGUCCUUCAGGAUCUUCCAGCAGCUGUCGACAAGCUGCCUCUAAUUGAGGGUGUGAGAGCUGAAGCAUAUAACUUCUUCCAGAAGCAGCCUGUGACCGGUGCGAAGUUUUAUUAUCUCCGACGUAUUAUACAUGAUUGGCCCGACAAAGAGUGCACAGAUAUCCUCCAAAACACUGCCGAUGCCAUGAAUGCGGACUCGCGCAUCCUGAUCGACGAUGUUGUCUUGCCGGAUACUGGUGCACUUUGGCAGGCAACCAUGGCCGAUAUUUCUAUGAUGAUCGGACUCGGGGGAAAGGAGCGGACAGUCCAGCAGUGGCAUGCACUGGCAGGCUCUGCAGGCUUGCGGGUUGAACAAAUCCAUACCUACGCUGCUUCUACCUACACGUCUAUCGUUGUCUUGGCCCCGAAAUGAGCGGUUUGACGAAUGACAGAAUGUAUAGUAGCUAGGCUAGAUAGACACCAAAUCCCAACUUCUCAAUAUCUCUCACAGAAAAAAAUUGCUUAUCUAGCAUCAACACUAGUGACCAUGACCCAUUUUUGCACGACACAUCUUGGAUAGUCGAGUAACAACCUUGAGCUGAGUUUCCCAAUUCCACAUGUGGAAGAAGACCUCGGAAAGACGAUGGUGAUCUUGCAGUGUAGCUUCUAGAAGACUUCACCAUUACUGAAUAAGGUUUCAUCGACAUUGAGGUCACCGACGGUGAAG
Penicillium brasilianum is the source of this 1552-nucleotide messenger RNA. The record is from the annotation of a GenBank genome assembly. NCBI's taxonomy places the organism in Eukaryota, Fungi, Ascomycota, Eurotiomycetes, Eurotiales, Aspergillaceae.